Messenger RNA from Diversispora eburnea, 399 nucleotides. NCBI's taxonomy places the organism in Eukaryota, Fungi, Glomeromycota, Glomeromycetes, Diversisporales, Diversisporaceae. The record is from the annotation of a GenBank genome assembly.
GCAGUUGCUAUAUUUGUUCAAAUAAAAAUAGUUGAUCAUGGAAAAAUAUCAAGAGAUUUAUAUAAAGAUUUGACAAUAGCAGAUUAUCAUUUGACACGUGAAUAUGUAAUUUCUAAUAAACUAAUUGAGAUUACCAAUUAUAUAAAUCAAAAAAUCAAAUUUUCAUUGGUGGAUAUGAAAGAAAAAGAUAUUUUAGAAAAUAUAGAAUUUGAAGAAUCAAAUAUUACAGAUCCUGAAAUAGUACAAGAAGUUUUAGAUACAAUGGGAUUAGGUGUUUGUCGAAGUGUAAAAGAUAUUUUAUAUUAUAUCAUAUCACAUUUGCAAAGGGAGUCAAUUUUAGAUUUAUCAAAUCCAAUUAUACAUUUGCGAAUUUCAGGUAAUGGAAAAAAUAUUAGAUGA